Messenger RNA from Pseudonaja textilis, 1164 nucleotides. Its product is annotated as actin-related protein T2-like. The record is from RefSeq and is a predicted model, not a curated record. Lineage: Eukaryota; Metazoa; Chordata; Lepidosauria; Squamata; Elapidae.
AUGGGCCGAGAGGGCUUCGCAUCUUCAGCUCCCAAGACUCGAAUUUCCAGCUCCCAAGCUGUGAUCAUUGACAAUGGCUCCGGGCUUUGCAAAUCGGGAAUUUCUGGAGAAAUUAACCCACGGCACGUCAUGGCCACCGUCCUUGGUUACCCCAGAAGCAAGUUGCCUCUUUCCAAGGCUAAACAGAAAGAAUGCUACGUGGGAUUUGAAGCCCAGAAUAGACAAGACGUCCUCUCGUUGACCUAUCCCAUCGAAGCGGGCGUCAUCACUUCCUGGGACGAGAUGGAGACCAUUUGGAAGUACAUCUACGACAAAGGGUUGGGGGUGAAGGCCUUCGAGAGACCUCUGCUGAUGUCGGAAUCUCCGCUGAACCCCAAAGAGGACCGAGCCAAGCUCACCCAGCUGAUGUUUGAAUAUUUCAAGGUCCCGGCUUUCUAUCUCUCCAUCCAGGCCAUCCUCUCCCUCUAUGCUUCUGCACGUUACACGGGGAUUGUCAUUGAUUGUGGGUUUGGUGUCAGCCACGCCGUCCCGGUGUAUGAGGGAUACUGUCUCCCACACGCCGUUUGCCAGCUGGGCCUGGGGGGCCGAGACAUCACCCAGUUCCUGAGAGAACUUCUUCUGGAAAACAGGCAGUACUUCUGGAACUUCCCGGAAGCCAACACCGUUGUGGAGGACAUCAAGGUCAAGCUGUGUUUUGUGGCCUUGGAUGCCCACCACCGAGAGAGCAAGCCCUCCGAAGAGCUCCCCAAAGAAUAUAAGCUUCCUGACGGCAACCGGAUCCAGAUUGGGGACCCCCUUUACCUGGCCCCGGAGAUCCUCUUCACUCCGAGCAACGUCAACCACAAGGGCCAGGGCCUCCACAAACUCGUCGCCCACAGCAUCAAGAAAUGCGACCCCACCAUCCGUAACGUGCUGUAUUCCAAUGUGCUGAUCUCGGGAGGGUCCUCUCUUUUCCCAGGUUUGGACGAACGGAUGUUCAAAGGCCUGGAAGCAGAAGCCCCGCAAGGCGUCCCCCUCAAGGUCAUUGCUCCCCCAGACCGGUGGUUCUCGGCAUGGAUCGGGGCGUCGAUCAUCACCUCCUUGAGCACCUUCAAACAGAUGUGGGUGACGGCUGCCGACUACCGAGAAUAUGGGCCAAAUAUUGUCCACCGACGGUGCUAUUGA